This is a messenger RNA of Nyctereutes procyonoides (raccoon dog), 1820 nucleotides long. Its product is annotated as putative methyltransferase-like protein 21E. The transcript is spliced from 6 exons. NCBI's taxonomy places the organism in Eukaryota, Metazoa, Chordata, Mammalia, Carnivora, Canidae. Gene Ontology annotation, molecular function: protein-lysine N-methyltransferase activity. The record is from RefSeq and is a predicted model, not a curated record. Gene Ontology annotation, biological process: peptidyl-lysine methylation. The coding region runs from base 836 to 1591 and encodes 251 amino acids. Gene Ontology annotation, cellular component: cytoplasm; cytosol.
GUGCAGGUGUACAGGUAACAGACACUCUCAGCCUUUCUCUUCAGUCCUAGGAGGAAGGAAUUGUAAUCUGAUGCCUGUGCCCAGAGCACUACUGGACACAUCCUCUAACAUCUUGCUGUGGUUGUCUGAUUCUAAAAAUGAUGUUCACACCCAGACAGGUAACAUAAAACGUAUGCUGCCUCCGCCUCACUGAACGUCAUAGCUGUGGAGUCCUAAAUAGCUCUUCGCAUCAAAGUUAAAAAAAUGGAUCACUUUGUUUAAACAGUCUUCACUCACUUGUAGGAGUGGUUUAUAUUCACUUCCUGGCUCUAGCUCUCUUCAUAAGACAGUCACGUGGACUAUCCCUACUCUUCAGCCCCCUUAUUUACAGGCAUUCCAGCCUAAUCUCUGCCACAGCUGUCGGGAUCCUAAUCCUUCCUGCAAACGCUGCCAGUGUGUACAGUACUAAACUGAAUGCAUGCUUUGGGGCUAGCCUUUCCAGCACCCUCAGAGGUCUCUCCAGAAAAAGUUGUGGAUGGUACUUUUUAAACUUCUAGAAACUUAGCCAACCCAUUUAGAAUAUGUCUGGACCUAACAUUUAAUAAACAUUGAUCUUCAGGCAGACGUGUAAUAAAGACUGUGCUGCAGGGGAAAAUAAUUUGUCUUCUAACUUAUUGAGACAUACUGCAAAGAAAAAUGUGGUGGCUGUGAAAAGUGUCCUGGGAUCCUUGGAAGAAAGGAGUACUAUAUAAAUUCACGGUAGUAUGGUGAUUAUUUAUAAUAUGAGCCGAAACUGAGAUGUCAAACAUCAAAAUGUCUUUUCCCAAAGUUGGAAUAACAGCUCGUUUUUCAAGAAAUGAUCAAGAAAACAUCAAUAUACAGCCAUCCAUUAGUUCAUCGCUUAAUGGAUCCAGGAGCUCAAAAAGAGAAGACAGAUGAUGACAACAAGAAAGUGGUUGCAGAGAUCAUGGCAAGAUGUUUUGUUCCAAGGUUAAUAACAACCACCUCCUGGGAGGGAUUUCACUUUGUUGGUCAGGAGAUUCGGAUUACUGAAGGCAUGGAUUGUUAUGGUGCUGUUGUUUGGCCAUCGGCCCUUGUUCUAUGCUAUUUUCUGGAAACAAAUGUAAAGCACUAUAAUAUGGUUGAUAAAAAUGUGAUUGAAAUUGGAGCUGGAACAGGACUAGUCUCCAUCGUGGCAAGUUUACUUGGUGCUCAUGUGAUUGCCACAGAUUUACCUGAAUUACUUGGAAACCUGCAAUAUAAUAUUUCUCGAAACACCAAAAUGAAAUGUAAGCAUUUGCCUCAGGUUAAAGAACUCUCCUGGGGCGUAGCUUUAGAUGAGAACUUCCCCAGGUCUUCUAACAAUUUUGACUACAUCCUGGCAGCUGAUGUUGUCUACGCUCACCCUUUCCUGGAAGAACUCCUCAUUACCUUUGACCAUCUGUGCAAAGAAACUACUGUCAUUCUCUGGGUCAUGAAAUUCAGGUUGGAGAAAGAAAAUAAUUUUGUAGAUAGAUUUAAAGAGUUGUUUGACCUGGAGGAGAUUUCCAGUUUCCCUAGCCUGAAUAUUAAGUUGUAUAAAGCUAUGAAAAAAAGUCGGAGGAGUGCAUGAUACCUUCAGAGGAGCACUUCGAAAGCAAAGGUAGUUUCUAGCAGUGUGUUCCUUUAAAGAAGACCAUGGACUAUCUGAUGUAACACUGACUUUCCCAAGGGGACCCCCUCCCUACCCCCCACCCCCAUAAACUUGCCUCACACCCCACAGGGAGUUUCCCAGAUAGAGUACCUGGGUCGGGAGGGCUGGCCCAGCCAUACUCUGUGGUUAUUGGUUAGGACAAGUUCUA